ACAGUGUUUUCAUACACCGCUAAGUGAAUUAAUCAUCAGUUUAAUUUUAUCAAUUAAAUUAUGCACAAGUCAAAAAAUGAAAUCGAUUACUGAGAUUCAAGUCCAUCAUUCACACCCCUAUUUCAGAGCUUUGGUAGUAUCUGCCUGAUGAACAGAGCUUCAGCCAUUCCCAUGGAGAUCUUUUACGGUAGCCACAGGCAGACGUUCUGUGGGUAUUGUGAUUACGGUGGGACUCAGGUAUGACCCUUUGGCAUGAGGGUGUGGGUUUCAAAGGGAGUAAAAUGUAGAGGAAUGGGGUACGAAUCCACACCUGCACUUGACUGAAUGAAUAGACCUGAAAAGGAGGGGCUGUUUGGGUCAGACCUGUUUAUUUGUAGUGCACCUCUAUGGCAGAUGUUAUCUGUUUUCAGCAGAACAUUUACCUUCACACAACGGUGGUCUGCCAAACCAGACUUCAUCCAACCACUCCUUAAAUAAUCUAACUCAAAAUGGAGAGGUGGAGUCUCCAAAGUGAGUUUGAUACAGGCGUGUCAGUGAAAAUGAAGUGUUUCGUAACUUUUAUUUAUUUCUGUCACUUUGAGCUGGAUCUAGUCCACUCUUGCAGGAUUUUACGGGAUGAACUUGUAUUUUGAGGGUGAUGCUAAAUCCAGACUCAUAUUCUGAGAUCCAAGAAACCACAAAUUCUUCUCCGUGGUCUGCUUCCCAGAACAGAAACAGACAUACGAGAUGAUUCUCUUCAGACUGUCUCAGGUAAUUCCUUGGAAAUCUUCCUGAAAUUGUCUGACUGAAAGACGGGAUUUCCUUAUGGACACCACUGCAGCGCUCCUUUAACUUUGAUGAAGCUGACAGACACUCUUAUAUCACUUCCUCCUGUAGUCUGAGGUGGAAUGUGGGAAAAGAUUAUUGAGAGCUGUUUUGGGAAAUGACUGCCACAAAUAUCCAGGAGGUGAGCUCCGAUCGGAAGCAGCAACUCCAAUCGGAAACCCUCGAGACCAAGAAUAGGCAAAGGAUUUGUGGAGUAAAUAAGGCACAAACACAUGCUGUGGUGUCUGAAUGAAUUCAUCUGCCCAUGUGUCCAUGGGGAAGAGUUGUGCUUCCUGCUUGUGUUUCUCCAGCCCAGCUCUUCCUGAAAGAGUUGGCUGGGAGGAGCUAUGUAAGUGGGAGGAGGAGGAGAAGUAUUUGAGUUGCCGUGUCAGUCGUGCACACACACACACAAACUCUCACACACAUUUGCUGGAGUGCCGACUCUCUGCUGAGCUCUGUUCUUUAAAAGGCUCGACAGCUUGAGAGUUUCAUCCUGCUCUUGGAAAACACUUGUACUGGAAAAGAGUCCAGGAUUGCAAGAAAAAGAGGAGCAGGUUUUUAAGGAGUGUUUUACAAGACAUCUGGAGUUUGAGAGGAAAAGACUGAGCCACCGGUUUUCACCAGAACUGUUCAGCUAACCUUUCAGCUGCAAGGAGCUCACUUCAGGAUCUGUCUGGUCCUGGUGGGUCACUCAGCCGGACUGAUGUGGAAUGCGACACUUUAUGACCCCAUCCCACGGGCCUCUAUUCUAUGAACCAGACUCCGGAGAGAGCAGAUAAUAGAGGCAAGAGGCCGGCACACAAAAAAGAGUGAAGUAACACCAGCAGGAGUGUUCAGACUGGUAAGAAAGUUAAAGGGGCCCUUGAAGGUGGGGAAAAAGAGCUUAAAAUACAAAGGGGAAGGAAUAAAGAAACCUGUGACUACAAAAGUCUUUGUUGGGACUGCAAGACAUUCUUGAACAACAGAAACUUUGACUCUUAGCCUUCAUUUCACCUCUUAAAUUAAUCCCACUGCUACCAGUCAUGCCAGUGGAGACCCUUCGUCCCACAGAUGGCCGUCUUACUGGGGGUCCCUUCACUUCUGCCAUGCCUUUCCGAAUCCUCAACAAAGGCCCGGACUACUUCCGCAGAGCGCCCGAGCCAGGAACACGGAAACUGAGUGCAGUUGAGCGCCUGGAAGCAGACAAGGCUAAGUACGUAAAGAGUCAGCAAGUAGCACUUACUAGACAAGAGCCUGUGAAACCUCCAGUCAUCCGCAAACCGCUGUUAUCACCAAGCAUGAUGAUGCAAUGCAGAAUAAACACUCCACCAGCAAGGAAGAUUACCCGGCGGCUACUUGAGACAGAGAACAGAGGACCGGAUCAUGGCAUGAGCAAAGGACCGCAACUCAACCUUGAAGUACUCAAUAAUCUAAUCAAUGUCUGUGAUGGACCACUUGCAUCUUCACCUACCCCAUCCUCUCCUUCUCCCUCAGCCUCCUCACCCUCUUCCGGAGGUCAGAGUGUUGGUAGUGGACAAUCUACAGAACCUCAGCACUGCAUUAACUUCAAAGCACACCUUGGCUCAACGCCCAACUCCUCUCGCACCUCCUCUCCUCUUAUCAAUCAACCCUCACCUGCAGAGCCCAGCCGAAGGCCGCCUCCAGUCCCAGCCAGAGCUCCACGACUGGUACCACAAGGUAGUUACGGGACCCCCAACUCGGUAACUGUACGACGGGUGGAUGUGCGACCACAGGCAGAGAUCAGGAAACCUCAGAGAUUGCCUCUACAACCUAAACCUAGACAAGCUCAAGUAGCUCAACCACAGAUAGCCCAGCCACAGGCACCUCCCACAUCUUCUGCUCAGCAUCAACCUUCGGGAGCUCACCCUUUAUCUCCCUGCAUACCCUCCAGCCCGCUGCUUCUACGGCCUGGCGUUCUGCCCCCGGCUUCCCCCGCUUUCACCCGCAUUUCCUCAGCUAGCUCUCGAGGGUCACGUCCCGGUUCAACCCGGAAGCACUCUUCCCUUCACCGCUCCAAAUCAGACUUGAGCGACCGCUACUCUCGGGCCACAGCUGACCUGGAGCGCUUCUUCAACUACUGUGGACUGGACCCAGAUGAGGUGGAAGGAAUGGGUGGCAUGGAGCGUUUUGCCCGGGCAAAUUCGGACAUUGUGUCAGUCUCCAAGCUCCACAGCGUCAGUACACCUAGUUCAGAGUGUGGGGAUGGACGGCGAGGAGAAGAGGAGGAUGAUGAUGAUGAUGACGGGCCUAUAAAGCCCAGUGAGCGUGUUCCUUACGGCAUCUCUGUCAUUGAGAGGAAUGCACGUGUCAUAAAGUGGCUCUAUGGUAUCAGACAAGCACGGGAUGUCUCACAAAACAUCUCCAAUGUCUAGAAGCUUCUCUCUGGUUGUCUACUCACCCAGAAGUACCAGACAGUAUAAAUAAGAUAGAGACUUGCUGUAGUAUUUGGUUGAUGUCUGUUACACACCUAAUAUUUAUUAUGUUCUUGUUUGAAGAUGUUUAAAGGUUUGUUUUGUUUGUAUUUGCCUCACUAUAUGGAUAAUGUUCAUGAUGUUUGUUACAUAGAAUUUACAUGGACAUCCUGUUGUUUUUCAAGCGUCUGAUGAUCUUCAAGGAUGACAUACCUCUAGAUGCGGAAUACUACAGACUCUCAGCACUGUGACUUUGAUAAAUUUUGGUUUAAGCAAUAAGACUAAAGCUAAAGUCACUAAAAGAGUGGCUGAAUGGAUGAUGAUGAAGACAGCAGUCGAUCUGCUGUGCUGGUGCUGUUUAGGUACAAAGUCUUUAUUAAACAGCAAUGCUGUGGGACCCGUGGCCUAAGCUAAUGCCUGUAGGAACCAUUGUGUUCAUAGUAUUGGGAAUCAAGCAGGUACUUUCUAGAUUUAGAAAUCUUUGUAUUGGAUGAAGAAUUGAAGAAUGCAUGAAGCCAUUUAGGAUGCUUGUGUUUAUGAGGUCAUCAUUUGGUGUCAGUGGUAGUAAGACCGCAGGGAUGAGUUAAAUAGGCCACACCAAGAACAGAGACAGCCUGCAAAGUCCUAAAGUGCAUGCAUAUAGAAACUAAGACCCAUACAAACCCCUGCUCACUGUGCACACACUUUUUUUUUUUUUGAAGGCGAGACUAUGAUACUGUGAAUAAUUCAGUGCUUCCACAGAGGCGCUGCUCCUCUACAAACAUGGCUGGUAGACUGUUGUUUAAUAUAAGUUUAGAAGUUCAAAAUAUAAGCACGUGAGAGCCUCUUGUCAGCAUGCACACUUUGAUUUACAGCUGUAUUACGUGGCAAAGCACAGUUGCACGAUGUGCACUUCUCAAACAUGCAUUCCAAAACACAUAGACGUACAUUCCAUUCAGCUUAAUGUUUAUGUAUGAUUUGUGUGGGUUUUCUUUGUUUGUGACUGUUCCUUCUGCCUGUUUCUCUGUUUUGGAUAGGUGAUGUUUAAACAGUAGUGUAAGACAGGUAAGGAUUGAUAGCUGACAAAACUGAAAGAUAGUGUGUUUGGCUCAAUACUCUUAGGGGAAUCAAAGCUGUUAAUUCUGUUUACCGCAGAGCUUUCACACUUGUAGUAAGAAAAAAAAAAGCCUUACUAAGAGAGUUGUUAUUUUGAUGGAAGCUGGUUGAAUAUGUGCACAUAGACAAGUCACGAGGCCACACAAAUGUUCACUUUUGGUUGGGAGUUUUUGAGAGAGAGUGUUGCUUAAUUAAAAGAAGCACAAUAAUCAAGAUUAUUAUUUUCCUUGACUGUGCAAUCUAAAUAUAGCCAUAAAUGCAUGAAGAGGUAAACGCAAAACAUUUAUUGAUUGAAAUAUUUUGCGCUGAAAGAAUACAGACAAAGGUACAAAACCUCAAACAGUUCAGUGCAGUAGUUAUUGAAGUAGGAGGGUAACAUGGUGGCUCUGCUUGUUCUCUGAAGUUUACCAUCGACUCGGAAAGAGUCAAAUGCAAAAUCGGUCUUUUGAAGAUGUCAAUAAAGAAAUUAUGUUUUUGAAAACAA
Messenger RNA from Cyprinus carpio (common carp), 4794 nucleotides. RefSeq names its product protein FAM110A-like. The record is from RefSeq and is a predicted model, not a curated record. NCBI's taxonomy places the organism in Eukaryota, Metazoa, Chordata, Actinopteri, Cypriniformes, Cyprinidae.